AAUCAGUAUCUCUCAGUGAGCCCGUAGGUGAGGAGGGUUUCUUUGAUGGCUAAAGACCUCCAGUUCCCAGGCAUUAAAUGUGCAUACUGCCUUCAGGGCGUUAAGCCCUGCGCUCGCUAAGCAUGCAGGUCUCAUAGCCUAACUAACCACAGCGCCUGCAUUCCCACAGUCGCGGCAGCCACAGCAGAUGCUUCCUUCCACUGUGCUUCUCUGGCUGCGCUGUUCACUUUAGGACAAACUUCUGCAAUCAUCUCAUGGAUUUAUUUUCUCUCCAUUAUAACGCCUGGACUGUGAAGAUGUCAUCAUGCCAUCAGGGGCAGCAUGAGCCAAGUUCUUGGGGCUGUUAAGGAUCUCUCUGCCUUCCCCCCGCCCCUCUUGGAGAUGUGUAGCAGAAAAAGGCUUUGCCUUUAGAGAAAAUUUUUAUCGCUUUGGCCAAUAAUGUGUAGCAAUAUUAAAUUUGAUGGCAGACCUUGAAGUGUAUAAAAACUUAAGUCCGGAAAAAGUUGAAAGAUGCAUGAGUGUAAUGCAAUCCGGGACACAGAUGAUCAAGCUGAAGCGUGGCUCCAAGGGCCUCGUUCGCCUCUUCUACCUGGAUGAGCACCGGACCCGCCUCCGAUGGCGCCCCUCUCGGAAGAGCGAGAAGGCAAAAAUACUGAUUGAUUCCAUCUACAAAGUCACGGAGGGCAGGCAGUCUGAAAUAUUCCACAGACAGGCUGAGGGGAACUUCGAUCCCAGCUGCUGCUUCACCAUCUACCAUGGCAACCACAUGGAGUCCCUGGACCUCAUUACCUCCAACCCAGAGGAGGCACGCACCUGGAUCACAGGCCUUAAGUAUCUGAUGGCUGGCAUCAGUGAUGAGGACUCCCUUGCCAAGAGGCAGAGGACCCACGACCAGUGGGUGAAGCAGACCUUUGAGGAGGCUGAUAAGAAUGGCGACGGCUUAUUGAACAUCGAAGAGAUUCACCAGUUGAUGCAUAAACUAAAUGUCAAUCUGCCCCGGAGAAAAGUCAGACAAAUGUUUCAGGAAGCUGACACAGAUGAGAAUCAGGGAACCCUGACAUUCGAAGAAUUCUGCGUGUUUUACAAAAUGAUGUCUUUGAGGAGAGACCUUUAUUUGCUGCUCUUGAGCUACAGCGACAAGAAGGAGCACCUGACAGUGGAGGAGCUGGCUCAGUUUCUGAAGGUGGAGCAAAAGAUGAGUAAUGUGACAGUGGACUAUUGUCUUGACAUCAUAAAGAAGUUUGAAGUUUCUGAAGAAAACAAAGUGAAAAAUGUCCUCGGUAUUGAAGGCUUCACCAACUUCAUGCGUAGUCCUGCUUGUGAUGUGUUUAACCCUUUGCACCACGAAGUGUACCAGGACAUGGACCAGCCCCUCUGCAACUACUACAUUGCUUCGUCUCACAACACAUACCUGACGGGGGACCAGCUCCUUUCUCAGUCCAAGGUGGAUAUGUACGCACGGGUACUCCAAGAGGGCUGUCGGUGUGUGGAAGUUGACUGUUGGGAUGGCCCAGAUGGAGAGCCAGUGGUCCACCAUGGUUAUACUCUCACUUCCAAAAUUCUCUUCAGAGAUGUGGUGGAGACCAUCAACAAGCAUGCCUUCGUGAAAAACGAGUUUCCGGUUAUUCUGUCUAUUGAGAACCACUGCAGUAUUCAGCAGCAGAGGAAGAUUGCUCAGUACCUGAAAGGAAUAUUCCAGGACAAGCUGGACCUGUCAUCUGUAGACACAGGAGAGGCCAAGCAGCUUCCAAGCCCUCAGAGUCUGAAAGGCAAAAUCCUAGUGAAGGGCAAGAAGUUGCCGUAUCACCUUGGGGAUGAUGCAGAGGAAGGAGAAGUGUCUGACGAGGACAGCGCAGACGAGAUUGAAGAUGAGUGCAAGUUCAAGCUACAUUAUAGUAAUGGGACCACUGAGCACCAGGUAGAAUCUUUCAUAAGGAAAAAACUGGAAUCAUUGUUGAGGGAGUCUCAAAUUCGAGACAAAGAAGAUCCUGACAGUUUCACAGUGAGGGCUCUGCUCAAGGCCACACAUGAAGGCUUAAACACCCACCUGAAGCAGAACCUGGACGUGAAGGAAAGUGGAAAGAAGUCCCAUGGGCGAUCGCUGAUGAGCAACUUCGGGAAACACAAGCAGAAAACUACAAAGUCACGUUCUAAAUCCUAUAGUACUGACGACGAGGAAGACAUAUUUCAGAAUCCUGGCAAGGAGGGAGGCCAGCUGUACAGGCUGGGCCGCCGAAGGAGGACCAUGAAACUCUGCAGAGAGCUCUCGGACUUGGUGGUGUACACAAACUCCGUGGCAGCCCAGGAUAUUGUGGAUGACGGAACCACAGGGAAUGUGUUGUCCUUCAGUGAAACAAGAGCACAUCAAGUGGUCCAGCAGAAGUCGGAGCAAUUCAUGAUCUACAACCAAAAACAACUCACAAGGAUUUACCCCUCUGCCUACCGCAUCGACUCCAGUAACUUCAACCCUCUGCCCUAUUGGAAUGCAGGCUGCCAGCUAGUGGCUCUGAACUACCAGUCGGAAGGACGGAUGAUGCAGUUAAACCGGGCAAAAUUCAAGGCAAACGGCAACUGUGGCUACAUUCUCAAGCCUCAGCAAAUGUGCAAAGGUACUUUCAACCCUUUCUCUGGUGAUCCACUUCCUGCCAACCCCAAAAAACAGCUUAUCCUGAAAGUGAUCAGCGGGCAACAACUUCCCAAACCUCCCGACUCCAUGUUCGGAGACCGAGGCGAGAUCAUUGACCCCUUCGUCGAAGUGGAAAUUAUCGGGCUGCCCGUAGACUGUUGCAAGGAUCAGACUCGUGUGGUGGAUGACAAUGGAUUUAACCCUGUGUGGGAAGAAACCCUCACAUUUACAGUCCACAUGCCAGAAAUCGCUUUAGUCCGGUUCCUGGUGUGGGAUCAUGAUCCUAUUGGAAGAGACUUUGUGGGCCAAAGGACCGUGACCUUCAGCAGCCUAGUACCUGGCUACCGGCACGUCUACUUGGAAGGACUCACGGAAGCAUCCAUUUUUGUUCACAUAACGAUCAAUGAGAUCUUUGGAAAGUGGAGCCCUUUAAUCCUCAACCCCAGUUAUACCAUAUUGCACUUUCUAGGAGCUACAAAGAAUAGACAGCUUCAAGGUCUGAAGGGACUGUUCAAUAAGAAUCCCAGGCACGGAUCUUCAGAAAGCAACAACUCCCAUUAUAUUCGAAAGCGAUCAAUUGGCGAUAGAAUUCUGCGACGUACAGCCAGUGCUCCAGCCAAAGGCAGGAAGAAAAGCAAAGUGGGCUUUCAAGAAAUGGUUGAGAUCAAAGAUUCUGUUUCUGAGGCCACAAGAGAUCAAGAUGGCGUCCUUAGGAGGACCACACGGAGCCUGCAAGUACGUCCUGUCUCCAUGCCUGUUGACAAGAGUCUUCUGGGGGCUUUGUCGCUGCCUAUAUGCGAAGCAGCGAAAGACACGGAUGGAAAAGAAAACUCUCCAGCAGAGGACCAGGAUGACAGAAGAAAGCGAGAGGCAACUAUAAAAGACCCACAGUUUUCCAAUUUCAACAAAACAUUAUCCUUCUCCUCCAGUGCCCUCCUUCACAAAGACGCCAACCGAGGUGAUUGCCCUAUUUCAACUUCUAGUAUAUCAAUGCCAGAACAGUGUGGAGGAUCAGGUCCAAAGGGUAGGAGAACCAAGCCAGAUGUGACAAAUGAUUGCCAGGAAAACCAGUGCCCCCCCAAAUUCCUCUCUCCGAGGCAGCAUUUGGCACUCGAUCCUGCAAAAAAGGGACCACAAGAUCUCCCUGGGGUGAAAGCCACUGAAAAGCGGCAUACUGGGGGCUUACGGGAAGGGAAAAGCAUGUUGUCAGAGAGUGUUCUUUCUCCAAGUGCCCUGGAGAUGGAGAACAAGGAAGGCAGCAGGGCCACAGCACGACCUGCAGAGUCCUUCUCUGUGUCCGACGUCUCUGUGCUCUGUUCUGAUGUACCAGAUUUGCAUUCAACGCCCAUCCAUCAGGACACUGAGAUUUCCAAUCUCAUUGAUGAUGUGACUUUAACAAAUGAGAAUGAGCCGGGCAGUUCCAUCUCAGCCCUGAUUGGCCAGUUUGAAGAGAGCCAGCAUCGGGCUAACGUUGCUGUGGUUUCUCACCUCCUCGGUACCGAUGUAACCACAGGAGGUGCUCCUUUGCCUAUGACAUGGGGCCUACAAACGCCCUUUAAGCAUGGUUUUUCCCAGGGGAAACCCAAGGCCUCCUCGUACUCAUCUCCUGAGCUGAUCAAGCUCUCUAGUGCUGAGACCGCCAAGCCUACAAAUAACACACUUGUUUGUGAAAUGACUGGCUCGCCGAUCUCAAAGUCCAAACCAGGUACUGACCCUUCUGAUAAAACCAAGACAAGGGUCAUGGAAGGUAACUUGCCUGUGUCUCACGAUGCUUCUCCUGGCCAGUUUCCCAAAAGCCACACUCAUGGAAAGGACCAGAGACGAGUCAUGAAUAGCCCUGAUCUUUCCACUGAGUUGGCCCUGGAAGAUCUAAUUGUAGACCCUGCUCUUGGUGUAAAUUCUGAAGAAAGCAGCCUUGUAGAAAUCGAUGGAGAAUCUGAAAACCUGUCUCGAACGACCUGUGACUACAGGGGAGAGGGUCUAAGUCAAAUCGUUUCUCCACUAAAACUGAGGCACAGCCAAGAGAUGGUGGAACACGUCCCAAGAGGCUUGAGGAAUGUUUACUGCAAAGAGGCACCCCUCCCUUCUGCCCCUGAAAUAUUCAACAAUAUUCAAGGUGUCAAAAAUCAAAGUAUUUCUUGUCUAACCUAUCAGGGUGCUGGCUUUGUGUAUAACCAUUUCUCAAGUUCAGAUGCAAAAACGAACCAAAUCUGUGGGCCCCAGCAGCCUGGGGCUACAGAUAUGCAUGCCUCCACACCGACGCCGUCAGCACAUGCUCCUUUGGUUGCUUUGAAACUGCCAAGUCCUUGCAAAUCCAAAAGUCUGGGGGACUUAACAUCAGAGGACAUUGCCUGCAAUUUUGAAAGCAAAUACCAAUGUAUUAGUAGGAGUUUUGUGACAAACAGCAUUAGGGACAAGAGUGUGGCUAUGAAGACAAAGUCACUAGAGCCUUUAGAUGCCCUAACCGAACAGCUCCGAAAGCUGGUGUCCUUUGACCAAGAAGACAGCUGUCAAGUGCUGUACUCAAAGCAGGAUGUCAGUCAGUAUCCCAGGGCGUUAGUCCGAAAGCUGUCCUCGAGAAGUCAGAGCAGGGUACGUAACAUUGCCAGUCGUGCCAAGGAGAAGCAGGAAGCUGGCAAGCAGAAAGCCACGACCCACAGCGUUAGAGGAGGAGUGGUCCUUCGAAGUAAACCUUCGGCUCCCGCUCUGGCUGUGAACCGACACUCCACGGGCUCAUACAUUGCAAGCUACCUGAGGAACAUGAAAGCUGGUGGCCUGGAGGGCCGAGGCAUCCCAGAGGGAGCAUGCACGGCCCUUCGGUAUGGCUACGUGGACCAGUUUUGUUCAGAUAACUCAGUUCUGCAGACUGAGCCAAGCAGUGAUGAUAAACCAGAAAUUUAUUUUCUUUUGAGACUGUGAGCUAUACAAAGCUGCAUUUUCAUUGUUUACGCGAUAUUCUAGCGGAUGUUAGAGUUUUUCCAUUGUCAGUGACUAUGAUGCUUGCUUUGAGAUGAUUUUCAAAUGUAUUUUGGAACUUGUAUUUUGGUCUCCCUUUGACUUCACAUGUUCUCUCACUUCGUGCGUUUGUAUAUAGAUCUGUGACAUUUCCCAGGAACCUAUGAUCUCUUUCCCCCAAGGUGUUGUAACUUGUGUCAGUAUGAGAUGUGUGCAUGCCCUCGAUGUGAAACUUCUCAGCAGUUUGGGCCACAGUGUGUGCAUGUUGCACAAAAAUGCUCUUUCCUGUGUCUUGGGUCAUAGUCCCAGAGGCUGUCACUUUUACUCACUGAGUGUUGAGCUCAUUAAGAGCAGACUUUUCCAAAGAUAAAGAAAUUGAUUCUUUAUUUGAAAUGACCUUCUCCUUCUGAAUCGAAAGACCCAGAUUCAGUUUUAUAGCUCAGUGUUUAAAGUAGUUACCUUGUCCUUCAUGAUUUCCUCACCCCACCCAAAGUGGGAAUUCCAUGAAAAUGGACAAUGUCUCUCCCGGUCCCCAAAUCCCUUUCAGAAGAGACUGUAAGGAAGAAAGUGAACUUCUGUACAUAAGGAGAAAAUAGUUUGAUUUUGCAUAAAUAUUGUUACAUAUUUUUGCUAAUGGCUUUGUAUGUAACAAGAAUCCAGUUGCCAAGCUCUCUGUCAUACUUUUGAAGUAUGUUUUGAAGUAUCUCUGAUGUGAUAGAUUGAGAAUAAUGACUUUCAGGAUGAGAGACUUUCAGCCAGGCAUGGUGGCUCACAUCUUUAAUCCCAGGACAGGCAGAUGGAUCUCUGAGUUUGAGGCCAACCUUGAUCUACAUGGCAAGGCUCAGAUCAAGCAGAUCUACAUAGUAAGACCUUAGGAAAGAAGAGAGAGAGAGAGACUUACAUUAGACUUAGAACUCAGAGUAGUGCAAACAGAAAACAUCCCCCAAGAUUUCAAGAAAAAAAAAAGGUAUUUUCUCAUAAUCCAAGUGAAUAGAUGAUUAAAAGAAACCUUUUCCCUUUAGGGAACCAAGUAACUAUAUUUUAGUACUGACAUAUAUUAUUUUCAUUGUGAAUCCAUUUUUUAUUGCAUGUUCAGGUAUCAUUUGCUUUUUGUACUAUGAAUUACAAUGAUGUUCUUCCUGGACUUCAUAAAAUAUAAU
This is a messenger RNA of Microtus ochrogaster (prairie vole), 6741 nucleotides long. It is a transcript of the gene Plch1, whose product is annotated as phospholipase C eta 1. NCBI's taxonomy places the organism in Eukaryota, Metazoa, Chordata, Mammalia, Rodentia, Cricetidae. Gene Ontology annotation, molecular function: calcium ion binding; phosphatidylinositol-4,5-bisphosphate phospholipase C activity. The record is from RefSeq and is a predicted model, not a curated record. Gene Ontology annotation, biological process: phosphatidylinositol-mediated signaling; release of sequestered calcium ion into cytosol; phosphatidylinositol metabolic process. Gene Ontology annotation, cellular component: cytoplasm.